UUCUUCGCUUUCGAAGCACGCUUUUAAAGGUUGCCUUUAAAAAUAAUAAAGAAAAGAAUUAAUGGAACUGUUAAGUGAACAAGGUUUACGUCUCGAUGGUCGACGGCCACACGAGCUGCGCAGAAUUAAAUGUAAGCUCGGUGUAUUUGAACAACCAGAUGGAAGCGCAUAUCUGGAACAGGGUAAUACCAAAGUUUUGGCCGCUGUCUAUGGCCCACAUCAGGCACAGAAUAAAAAAAUGGACAUAAAUGAAGUAGUCAUCAAUUGUCAAUAUAGCAUGGCAACAUUUUCCACAGCAGAACGCAAGAAACGCCCGCGAGGUGACCGAAAGUCGCAGGAGAUAACUUUAUAUUUGAGACAGGCUUUAAGGGCUGCUAUUAAAACUGAACUUUAUCCAAGGUCCCAAAUUGAUGUGUAUGUAGAAGUUAUGCAAGCCGAUGGUGCCAAUUAUGCUGUAGCCUUAAACGCUGCCACACUGGCUUUAGUAGACGCUGGCAUAUGUCUCAAGGAAUAUGUUGUUGCCUGCACCGCAUCGUUGAGUAAGAAUAACAUUCCCCUUACGGAUGUUUCAAAUCAUGAAGAAAUGGCUGGUGGUCCAACGUUAACGGUGGCUUCUUUACCAACUUCAAAUAAAAUAGCUUUUAUGGAAAUGACACAACGUUUCCACCUGGACAAUUUGCCAAAGGUAAUAGACCAAGCUUUGGCUGGUUGUCGUGAAAUUCAAGCCAUUAUGGAGACAGCCGUACGAAAACAUUUAAUGCAAAUGGGUUCUGCCGGUGAUUGGAGCAAUAUUGCUAAAUAAAACAUCAACUUAAAUAUACA
Messenger RNA from Stomoxys calcitrans (stable fly), 822 nucleotides. RefSeq names its product exosome complex component RRP41 (gene Ski6). The coding region runs from base 62 to 802 and encodes 246 amino acids. NCBI's taxonomy places the organism in Eukaryota, Metazoa, Arthropoda, Insecta, Diptera, Muscidae. The record is from RefSeq and is a predicted model, not a curated record. The transcript has a single exon. Gene Ontology annotation, cellular component: nuclear exosome (RNase complex); cytoplasmic exosome (RNase complex); nucleolus. Gene Ontology annotation, biological process: poly(A)-dependent snoRNA 3'-end processing; U4 snRNA 3'-end processing; rRNA catabolic process.